AUGGCUCAGGAGGAACCCAGGCCAUCUCGGCCCGGGAUCAUCAGUCUUCUCAAUCCAACAUCAUGGUGGCCAAAGCUGGAGCUGGACUCCCGGACCGUACUCAUGAUGAUGAAAGGCGCGUUGGCGCCGACUAUCACUAUUGCCAUAUACCAGAGUAGUGCAAUCUCCGAUAUAACCACUACUAUUGGCUAUCUGUCAGCCUUGAUAUCGGUUUUAUCCCAGGCCUUGAUGCCGCGAGCAAAGUUUAUGAAAAUUAUAUUCUAUGACAUACUAUCUGCAUGCGUAUCAGCAUCCCUCUGCUGCCUGGCUGUAUUCUGUGCGGUCCGGGCCAGGGAGCACAAUACCCCUGCAGAUGCCAGCGAAAGUGUGCGUACUGGAUACAACAGUGACGCUUGUGCCGUGGCUGCGAUCUGGCUGAUCUUCAUGAUUUGGGGUGCAAAUUCAUUACGUGCGCUGAAACCAAUGGAGCUACAGGAUCCAAUGGUUGCGUUUUCCAUUUUUGCUUCGGUCACCAUCACCCGCGCAGGCAUGUUCACAACCCUUUCCGAAGGUCUUGAGUUUGUUGCGCGACUUCUGAAGGGGUUCAUGAUUGGGUUUGCCAUUGCGACCGGUGUCUCACUGCUAAUUGUCCCCAUAACAAGCAGAGGCAAUGUGUUUCACGACAUGAAAGACUAUGUCGCAUCGGUAGAUGAUCUUCUUCAAUCUCAAAUUCUAUUCAUGAACGACAGCUCCAUGACCGGACUUUUCAGCCGGCGGGGUCUGCUUCGCCGCGCACGGACCGCGAUGAGUACUCGAGAUAUGCAGAGCGAGGGUGAGGCAGAUCUGCAGUCUAAACAAAAGGCGCUCCAGGCAUCCAUGACUAAACUCAAUGGCUUACACACUAAGCUGCACGCUGAUCUUUUCUAUUCCAAAGAUGAGAUCGCAUGGGGUAAACUGUCAGCAGACGAUCUGAGCAGCAUUGUCUCUCUCUUCCGGAGUCUUCUUCUUCCACUGGCUGGAAUGUCGAUGUUGCCCGAGAUCCUGGAGACAAUAAUCAAGAAUGAAGGAAAUGACGACGCGCGGGAAGACAGUGAUGAUCCUGACGAAGGGGCACGGAAGCAAUCUGAAAUCCAGAAAGUGGUGGAGACAAACCACGCGCGGCUGGUGGAUGCCUCGUACCUGGUGAAGCAGGGACUAAGCCAUUUCUUGCUAGCCUUGGAGCUUAUUAAACCUAAGCAUUUGGACAAGCAAAAAAAGACGCACCGUGGUGGAUCCCAUGCCAGGGACGAAGAAGCAAGGGGUGAAACUUUGAGCCCGCUCCAGCCAGACUUCACCUCCUGCUUUGAACAACAACUGCAUCGUUAUUACUCUCGUCGGAAAGAUCUUCCGGAGGCGCUGGCAUCUCUUGAGGCAUUUUCUGCAUCGGAAAAGAUUGAUGCCGCCGCUGCUGCUGCUACUAGAGUGCCUUCUGGGAUACUAGGCGCGGACCCAGAUGUGAGGCAGGAAUUCUUCUUGAUCCUGUUUAUGGGACAUCUGCAAGAUGAUCUUCUUAACGCCACACUGCAGUUGGUCAAGUUCGCAGAUAGCAAGGUUGCUGAUGGGACAAUGAAGCGCGCCCGAUUGAUCUUUCCCAAGCAGAAGUCUAUUCGCCAGUGGCUCUCGCUCAGUGCAGACCAGAAGGAGACUAAGCAAUCAGAUAGUCGGCAGUCAUCCCAAGUGGACCCCUCGAACAUACAUCGUGCUCCAGUAUUUACUGGAUUACCUGAUCCAGAACAUCUUCCACCAGCGAACAUUUGGGAAAAAGGAAGUACCGUUCUACGCACUAUUUCCCAUGUCAUCAAAUCGGAGCAAAGCGCCUUCGGCUUCCGUGUGGCUUGCGCUUCAUUCUCUGUGGCUAUCCUUGCAUUCCUCCAUCAAACACAAGACUGGUUUGUUCGGCAAAGAUGCAUUUGGGCCAUGAUUGUCAUUGUUAUCGGUAUGAACCCGACCAGUGGACAGACUAUGUUUGGAUUCGUUGCACGAAUAGUAGCGACGGCGAUAUCACUUGCCCUGAGUUUGAUAGUCUGGUACAUCGUUGAUGGCAAGACUGCUGGGGUAAUAGUAUUUCUGUAUCUUGCCAACGUCUUCGAGUAUUUUGGAGCCUCGAUCAUCGCAAUUGUCACUUUGAAUGUGAUUGUCGGAUACGAGCUACAGGUUCGCAAACUGGGAAUCACUGAAGCAGAAUCAAAUGGCCAACCGUACUACCCAAUCUACAUCUUUGGCCCAUACAAACUAGCCGCGGUAGCAGCGGGAUGCGCAAUCUCCUUCUUCUGGGUAAUCUUCCCAUACCCAAUAACAGCAAAAUCACAACUCCGCAAACUCCUGGGCAAAAGUCUUUUCGUGCUUGCCAAGUUCUACAGCGCUAUGCAUACAACAAUAGAGCUGUGGCUUGGCAACGAAUUAGGGGACAUCAAGGAUGAAAACUCACCAGCCCACCAACUCCUGACCUCCCGACACAAAAUAUUCAAAGAAGAGAUGAUGCUCCUGAAUGGUCUCCGUAUGCACAGUCACUUCAGUACCUACGAGCCUCCUAUCGGCGGCAAGUUCCCAAAGGAAAUUUACGAUAACAUCAUUUCGGAGAUCCAGCGUAUUCUAACCAGCAUGUCGCUAAUGGCACAUACAACACAGAGCCUAGAAGUGCUGGGCAUUGAACCCGAAUCUCCAGAAAGUGACGAUGGAGACAAGUGGAAAGCUCGACUAGCGGAGAUCGCAUUACAGUCAACGGAUUUCAAUUCCCAUCGCAUUACCUCCUUGCUAUGUCAUUUGUCAGCUUCAAUAGCGAAUGCGCAGCCUUUACCACCGUACCUUUCUACGCCAGAAUCGUUUCCGCUCGCAAGACAGAUGCAUCAGAUUGACGACGAGCUGCUGAGUAUUCGCCACGUACGGGAUCCGGCGUUUUCGGCAUUCGUGUCGCUGGAGGUACUGAGGUCUGUUGUCAGUUUCAGCUUGCAGGAUUUGAUUGUGUAA
Molecule: messenger RNA, 2985 nt
Organism: Penicillium verhagenii
Lineage: Eukaryota; Fungi; Ascomycota; Eurotiomycetes; Eurotiales; Aspergillaceae
Product: aromatic acid exporter family protein
Exons: 6
Coding region: 1-2985 (994 amino acids)
Source: RefSeq, a predicted model, not a curated record